GGAGAAAGGAGGGGAGGGGUUUGGGUUUAAAUUUCCCUAGAGCAGGAAAAAAAAAGGAAGAGGGAGGCCUGAUCUGUCCAAGCCUGGAGAGGAUCUACCUCCAUUGACCUGAAGAGUGUCCAUGGACCCCAGGUUAAGAACCCCUGGCCUAACAGUUCUUACAAAGAUCAGCUCAACUCAUUCAGAUCACAGUAAUUUAUUCUAGUUUUCUUUAUUGCAACAUAUUUCUGAGGAAGCCUGAGGAUGAAAAUGGAGGACCAGAAACACACAAGCUCCACAUUUUUGGAAGCAUCACGUGGGAUAAGAAAAGCCCCCCAUGUCCUUCAGGCUGGGAGCAUCUGGGAAUUCCUGCAAAGGAGGCCAGGAGCAACUCUGAUUAAACAAGAAUCAGGUGAGGGCUCACUGCAGGAGUGGGAAGUCCAGUGGCAGGAGUUCCUAAGGUCCGUGGAGUCCCCUCUCUCAGGGCUGGAAAUCCCACAGCUGCCUGAGCAACCCACCCCGUGGGAUGACGCAAAGGCCUUCCUGGCCUCCUUUGAACAAGUGGCUGAAGCCUGCCACUGGCCCAAAGAAGAGUGGGCAACCCGACUCCUGCCAGCCCUGAGUGGAGAAGCUGAACAGGCCUUUAGCAAGCUGAAAGUUGGAGAAAGAGAGGAUUAUGGGAAGGUGAAGGCAGCCAUCUUGCGAGGGGAUGCCAUGAGGCGGGAAAGGCAGCGGCAACACUUCAGGCGCUUUUACUACCAGGAAGCUGAAGGGCCAAGAGGGGCUUAUAUUCGGCUCCAGGAACUUUGCCAUCAGUGGCUGAAGGUCGAAAGACACUCCAAGGAGCAGAUCCUGGAGCUGCUGAUCCUGGAGCAGUUCCUAAUCAUCCUGCCACUGGAGAUCCAGAGCUGGGUGAGGGAAUGUGGCCCAGAGACCUGUUCCCAAGCAGUGGCCCUGGCUGAGGAAUUCCUGCUGAGACAACGAGAGGCCCGGAGGCAAGAAAGCCAGGUGGCAUUUGAAGAGGCAGCAGCUUCGUCAGAUGUCGAGCAGAGGCAGCUGUGCCUGGAAACCAAGCAAGAAGAUGACAGUGGAGAGGCCAGCCUCUUAGCCAAGCGGUGGAUGGCCAUGGACGAAGGAGAGGAAUAUGUGCCAGAGGAUUCUGAACUGGGGGGGCCGCGCGGGGUGUCAACUUGGAAAGUAGAGGCACACCUCUCCCAGUGUUGUGUCCACGAAACUGCCUCAGCAAGUCAGGAAAGAUUAGAGGGCCAGCCGGAAACCUACGUUGUGGAGAAAGCUGUUGAUCCCGUUCCCUGUGGGGGAAGUUACAACAAGGCCCCCAGUGAAACCACUAUCCCGACAGCAGCAGAAGUUGGUAAGAAACAGAACGUUUGCACCCCUUACAGCAAGAACACAGGCCUCCCAUUGAGAACUCGUGCAGGAGGGAAACCCCUCAAAUGCCAAGUCUGUGGGAAGUGCUUUCUCUGUAGCUCCAAGUUGGUCGUCCACCAGAGGUCCCAUGCCGGGGAAAAGCCAUAUAAGCGGUUGUACUUGUGUAGCACUCAGCACAUGUGCCCACCCAGCCUCCAGGUCGAGAGCCCGGAGCGGCCCACCGUCCUUGCCAAAAUGGCUCCUCGCAUCCGUGGGCAGCGGUGGGAAGGCAAGGAGGUGGUGGCCUUGUUGAGCAGCAUCAGAACCAGCCCCGCCCUGGCCCUGCUCAUGAGCAGCAGCUCACAGAGGGGACAGCAGCACUGGGAAAGGAUUCGGGACCAGCUCCUUGCUCAGGGCUUCCACAGGAACAUCGACCAGCUGCGGUCAAAGUGGAAGCAGCUGAAGACGGACUUUUUCGCUGCGGGCCGGCCUGCUGCGGAGGGCAAAGAGAGGCCCACCAAUAUACCCCCUUAUUUCAACCGGAUGCGGAGUCUGUGGGAUGCAGCUGGGCGCCCCCCCUUCAAAGAUCGUCACCUGCCAGCCUCUUAUCGGGCCCGAAGGCGUGAGCUGGAGAGGUGCCAAGAGGACGACGGCGAGCUGGAGGCCCAAGGUCCUUCCUGCUGACGGGUAACUGGCAUCCAGAAGUGAGAAACAACCACCCGUCGCAUCGCCUUCUGUGUGUUCCCGUGCACCAGUAGCAGAGAGAUGGAUGAGGGGGGCAUCACUGGGAGGACAAGUGACCAGCCAGGCCCUGAUCAUGGGUUUUAAGGAAGGUGAUUCUCCUGGGAAGAAACAAAAGGGAUUCUUACCCCAAACAUGGACUGCCUUUCUCCAUACUGGGGACAAAGGAGGAGAUCAUAGGAACGAAGGAAGACGCCUUCCUGAUCUCCCACAAGUUGCGCUGUCCUUUUUCAAGUGACAAAGGCCUGCCCCAUUUCUCCUACUUGAAACUCAUUCCCCACUUCUCCAGAAGCUCUUAUAUAUUGUUUAAAAAAUAACUUUUAAAAAACUGGUUUUGAAUGCAUAUCUAUUGACAUUCUAUUGGCCGUGGCUUCUGCCUGGAACUCCUUCCCACAAAGCGUCAGUGGUGCCACUGCUUUUCCUUCACCCUUCCUCAAAGCCCACCUUUUUGUGUGGAUCCUUUGGCUCACUUCAUUCUCACGCCUAAAGGCGGCUUCACAGGACUGCCGCCAAGUCCAGGAGCCGGAAACCUUUGGUUCCUUGUAAGUCAGCACUGCCAGUGGGGAUGCUGUGAGGACCUUGGUCUCCAUUGAAGGACAUUGUAGAACUGGAAAAGGACAUUGUAGAACUGGAAAAGGUGCAGAAGAGGGCAACCAAGAUGAUCAGGGGCCUCGAGCACCUUUCUUAUGAGGCAAGACGGCAACACCUGGGGCUUUUUUGUUUAAAGAAAAGACGACCGAGGGGCAACAUGAUAGAGGUCUAUAAAAUCAUGCAUGGAGUGGAGAAAGUGGAUAGAGAGAAAUGUUUCUCCCUCUCGCAUAACACAAGAACCAGAACCAGGGGUCAUCCCAUGAAAUUGCCAGGAAAUUUAGGAAGUACUGACAAAAGGAAGUACUUUUUCACACAAUGUAUGAUCAAUUUGUGGAAUUCUCUGCCACAAGAUGUGGUGACAGCCAACAGCCUGGAUGGCUUUAAGAGGGGUUUAGAUAAAUUCAUGGAGGACAGGUCUAUCAAUGGCUACUAGUCUGAGGGCUAUAGGCAACCUCCAGCCUCAGAGGCAGGAUGCCUCUAAAUACCAGUUGCAGGAAAGUAGCAGCAGGAGAGAGGGCAUGCCCUCAGCCUUUGCCUCUGGGCUCCCCAGAGGCUUGUGUGAAGAAGGAUACUGGACUAGAUGGGCCUUGGGUCUGAUCCUUUAGGGCUGUCCUUAUGUUCUUAACCCACCAAAUGCUGAUUCGUGCUCAAGGUCACUGUGACUCUACCCAGAAUCUCCACCCAAUUUCAAACGUUGGUUAUGGAAGUUGAGUGAAUCUUGGUAGAAUCUUAGGAAGUAAAGUUUGGGGACCAGCAUUUGGUGGGUGCAUGCAUGUGAUGCAUCUGCUGGGAAUGUGCACUCGCUGGGAAGCAGAGAUACAUGGUCAUGUGAAGCUGCCUAAUGUCUGUGCAAAUGAACUGAAGUCCUAUUUACCCAUGCUUCAGUUCUCUCCCCACCCCACCAAAUCUGGAGAGGAGGGCUGGUCUUGGUGGUAGCAAGCAUGAAUUGUCCCUUUGCUAAGCAGGGGCCACCUUGGUUCGCUGACUACCUGUGAGUGCUGUGAGAGAUUUCCCUUAGGGGAUGGGGUCAUAGUUCAGUGGAGGAUCAUCUGCAUGCUUGUAUGCAGAAGGUCUCAGCUUCACUCCCUGGCAUCUCUGGGUAGGGCUGGGAGAGACUCCUGCUUGAAACCUUGGAAAGCUGCUGCCAGCCAAUGUAGACAAUACUGAGCUAAAUGGACCAAUGAUCUGAUUCAGUAUAAGGCAGCUUCCUAUGUUAUGUUAUCUCCCCUGAGUUAGAACACAGGAAACUGCCAUAUGCUGAGUCAGACCAUUGGUCUAUCUAGCUCAGUACUGUCUCCCCAGACUGGCAGAGGCUUCUCCAAGGUUGCAGGCAGGAAUCUCUCUCAGCCCUGUCUUGGAGAUGCUGCCAGGGAGGGAACUUGGAACUUUCUGCUCUUCCCAGAGCGGCUCCAUCCCCUGAGGGGAAUAUCUUACAGUGCUCACACUUCUAGUCUCUCAUUCAUAUGCAACCAGGGCAGACCCUGCUUAGCUAAGGGGACAAAUCAUGCUUGUUACCACAAGACCAUCUCUCCUCUUUAAGUUAACAGGGAUGUCACAAGAACAUUUGUCCUAUAGAGAAGAUUAUAACUGCUACCUCCUUCACUGAGGACUUUUGCACAUAUUCUGGUCCUAGGGCAUGGCAUAAAAACAGAUGAUACAGUCACUUUCCUGAAGCUAAGGAGGUUUACGGCUGGUCAGUGCCUGGAUGGGAGACGUGUUUGCAACUCUCUGUAUGCUGCCUGAAUUCCAUGGUAGAAGAAAGAUGAGAUAUAAAUUAUACUACGUUUUGAAAUAUCCUCCACUAAACUCCUGUACAAUAUGAUUUUGGAGAGCGAGGGAGAGGUUCUUUUCUGCUGUUUGCGGGAAGGGUGGGUUGGCUUUUAAUAUCCUCGGAACAGGAACCCUAUCCAUGCAUUAUUAUCAAUGUGCAGGCAAUCUGUGAACAGCAGACUAUACACUACUUCAACCCUCCUGCAGAUGUUGGACUACAAGUCCCAUCAUCCCUAACUAUUGGCCACUGUGGCUGGGGAUGACUGGAGUUAUAGUCCAACAACAGCUGCGGGAGGGUGGGGGAGCUGAAGUUGUGGAACCCUGGUGUACAGUGUACACACGUACAGUUAUUCACAUGUUACAUUCAGCACAUGUACACAGUAGUGCAGGAGAUGGGCUGUGCCUAAGUUCGCUUUAAAAAUGAACACAGGUACAGUCAUCCAUAGACAAACUGUACACACGAACCACAUAAUGACUGAAUAGGGCUGGAAUGGGGAGGAAACGGAUCUAAUGUACCGCUUUGGCUGCCCCCUCUCAAAAAGGAUAUUGAAGAGCUGGGAAAUGUGCAAAAAAGACCAUCCACAAUGACCAGGAGACAGGAGCACUUUCCCUGCGUGGAAGGGUUAAUUCAUGUGAGCCUUUUUAGUUGAGUAAAAAAGGUAAAUCGGCUUUGAUACAGAUUUAUGAAACUGCAUGGUGCAGAGAAAGUGAUUAGACAGAAGUUUCUCUCUCAUCAUACUAGAUCGAGAAGGGCCAUUGUGGCUUGGGAUUAUGGGAGUUGUAGUCCAACAACAUCUGGGGACCCAAGGUUGAGCUUUCCUUUACUAGAGCUUAGGAUCAGCCAAUGAAAUUGUUUGGCUUGGGGACUCAGGACAGAUCGGAGGAAAUAAUACAGUGCAUAAUUAACCUAUGGAACUCACUGCCACAAGAUGUGGUGAUGGCCACUAGGUUUAGAGGUCAUUCACACAGUCAAAAACUGUUUUCCCUAGGUUUGGGAACCCUGUGUGCUCCCAAUUUUCGGUCGUGUGGAAGAAAGGUAGGAGGAAAAGCUACCCAGGAUUUCCUCCCACCUUGCUUCCACACAACCGAAAACUGGGAUCACACACCGCUCCCAAACCUGGGUAAAACACAGUUUUUUGACUGUGUGAAUGACCUAUUAGAUGGCUUUAAAAGGGGAUUAGACACAUUCAUGGAAGAGGGUUAUUACCCAUGAUAGCUCAAUGGAACCUCCGUGUUCAGAGGUGGUAUACCACUGAAUCCCAGUUUCGGGUGGGAAACAGCACCAGUGUGUGCGCGCGUGUGUGCUAUUGCCUUCAUGCCUUUGUUGUGGACUUCUUGAAACAUCUGACUGACCAUUUUUGGAAAUAGAAUGCAAAAUGAGAUGUACCUUCGGUCUGAUCCAGCAGGGCUCUUUUUAUGUUCUUUAUUGUGAAAACGGUGCUGGGGAUCAUAUGAGGGGGUUGUCUGUAGGGAGUGGAGAUGAAUUUGCAGGAGUGGGGGGACAGUAAGAAGAAACAGCAUGAGAGAUGGGGGAAGAGAGACCCCCAUCUCCUCACUCUUCUUCAAUUGCAUUAUUCUUACUAGAUUAGGGUAUGGAAGGAAAAUUUCGUAGAAUGUAAGAGCUGGACCUUGGAGGUCUUCUACUCCAGGGAUUCUCAACGUUGGGUCCCCAGAUGUUAUAGGACUUCAACUCUCAUAACCCCUAACCAAAGGCCACCGGGACAGAGGAUUAUGGGAGUUGAAGUCCAAUAACAUCUGGGGACCCAACGUUGAGAAUCCCUGUAAUCUAGUCCAACCCCCUGCUCAGCACAGAAAUCUGCUACAAGUGCAACAUCCCUGACCGGUGGCCAUCCAGCCUCUGUUUAGAAACCUCCAGUGAAGAAGAGCUGCACCACUGCACGAGGCAGACCCGUGUUCCACUAUCAAACAGUACCUACAGUUGGGAAGUUCCUCCAAAUGUCUAGCCUGAAUCUGCUUCCUUGUCAUUUCAACCCAUUGGUUCCAGUCCUGCCCACAUCAGCAAAAGAGAAUAAUUCUGCUCCUUUUUCUAUGAGAAAGCCCUUAAGAUAUUUGAAGACAGCAGCUGUCAUAUCUCCCCUGAGUCUUCUCUUCUCCAGGAGAAACAGAUCCAGCUCUUUCCAAAGUUCCUCGGAAGACUUGGUUUCCAUCCAGAGACCCCUCACCAUCAUGGUUGCCUCCUUCUGAACCUAUUCCAAUUUAUCGUCUCUUUUCUGAACCAAAAAUCACCAAAAAUUCUUUUCCUCCUCAAAACAACAGAGUUGAAGAGAGAGUUAAGUGCUGGUGAUCCAAUUAUUACCUAAAGCUUUUUUUAAAAGCUUUUUGUUUUGUCUUAGUUGUGUUUUAUUGUAAUUUUGUUUUUGUUUUAAUAUGCUUUAAAUUGUAUCUUUUAAUUUUACUGUUCUACUUUGCACAUUGCCCAGAGAACAAUCAUUAUGAGGGUGGCC
Molecule: messenger RNA, 6914 nt
Organism: Hemicordylus capensis (graceful crag lizard)
Lineage: Eukaryota; Metazoa; Chordata; Lepidosauria; Squamata; Cordylidae
Product: zinc finger and SCAN domain-containing protein 20-like
Exons: 7
Coding region: 244-2031 (595 amino acids)
Source: RefSeq, a predicted model, not a curated record